This is a messenger RNA of Aspergillus welwitschiae, 1535 nucleotides long. RefSeq names its product general transcription factor IIH subunit TFB6 family. NCBI's taxonomy places the organism in Eukaryota, Fungi, Ascomycota, Eurotiomycetes, Eurotiales, Aspergillaceae. Bases 225 to 1151 code for a protein of 308 amino acids. Gene Ontology annotation, cellular component: transcription factor TFIIH holo complex. The record is from RefSeq and is a predicted model, not a curated record. The transcript is spliced from 2 exons.
AUCAACCAAAGAGCAUCAGAUCAGAUCAGCCCACCCAAAGACAACAACAUGCAUACCCAUAAUAUCUAGCAGAAGCAACAGCAACAUCCCGGAUCAAGAGUCCACCCCGUGUCCGCAAACAAUCUACUACCCCACACCACCACCACCCCACCAUUUGACUAUCUCAUCGCAACUCCAGAAAAGAAAAAAAACCUCAACCUCACUUUUCACUACACAACCAAACAAUGACCUCUACAACAACUACCAGCGGAGAAGGAGAAAGAGGAGGAGGUUUCCUCCCCCCAACCCUCCCAUCCCCAGCCCCCUCCACCCCACGACCAAGCACGCCCUCCCUCCUCCCCAAACCCCGAACACAUCCUCUCCGCGCGGGCUCCGCCAAAGAAGCAACAGUGAUUAAUCACAUCGAUACAACUCUACUGAGGAUCUCGCGCCGGCAUGCGAAGAAGUUCAGCAGUGCUUACUAUAAGCCUAACGAUGAAUCCAACUUCAAUGCGAACUAUUCUCCGGAAUCAUUCUCAACCCGAGGGUAUGGGAAGGGAGAAGAGGAAGGUGAAGUACAAGGCUACGAAAGCUUCAAAGAAGUUGCUCGUGAUUUAAAGGGUUUGGUGGAUGUGCUUUGGGUUAGUGGGACGCCAUCUCUCCAAAUCCCCUACCUCAUCUCCCUAGCCAUUCAAGUCAACUCCUACCUGCCCGAGUAUCCCUUCUCGGCGGCGCCUACGUUCCGGUUACUGCGGAAGUUGGAUGAGGUGUUUGCGGAGCUUUUGGGUGGUGGUAACGAGGAGAAAAAGAGUGUCGUGUCUAUGACGGAGAAGGUCCGGAUCAAGAGUAUUGCGGAGUCGUGUCGGGUGUUGGUUGUUGAGACGAGAGAGAAGGAGAAUGAGGAUGCUAACGGGGAGGAUGACUAUGAUGAGGAUGAGGAUGAAGAGUUUGAGGAUGUCUAUGGGAAUGCAAAUAAACUGGAGGAUUAUAUGCCCAUUCCUGGGAAAUGGGAGAUGGAGACGGCGAAGGUUUAUGAGAGGACGAUUCAGUUGUUGGGGGAUGAGUUGGGUAAUGUGGGUGAGUAUUGUGAUGAGGAUUUGGCGGCCGGUGAGGAGGGGGCUUGUGAUAUGGGGGAUUUUGUGGUUGAGUUGGAGGAAGAUGACGAGAGGUGAUAUUUAUCGUCUGUACCUUUCGGGUUGGUUUGAUAUCAUGUGGGAUGUGGUGUGGUGUUGAGGUGAGGGUGCUUUCUAUGUGGUAUAAUGUCUGCGCAGUGAGUAUCAGGGGCGUCUAUGGCGUUGAUGGACAAUAAGGACACUUGGAUUGUUGGUAUUACAUAUUUAUAUUAAGGGUGCAUAAUGAGGGCUUGGAGUCACACUUUGUUUGGGUUCUAUCAUUCGUUACAGUCUCUAUCGCCUGGCUCAAUCACUCCUCUCUAAUUAUUGUAUUCUACUACAGCAAUGCCACACGGCAACAGUAGUAGUCUAGACUUCAGUGACUUUGUCCCGAUAUCCGGCCCGACAUGGACCAUAUUAAUAAUAAUAAUAAGCCCAUGCUCC